GGUCGCGACGGCCGGGGCGGGGGCGCUGCUGCUGCUGCGGGGGGCAGGCGGUGGCGGUCCGCACCAGCCAUGCCGAAUAAAAACAAGAAGGAGAAAGAAUCACCAAAAGCAGGGAAAAGUGGAAAAGGUUCAAAAGAAGGACAAGACAUAAUAGAAUCAGAGAUUUCCAGCAGGAAAAACAGCCUAGCUGCGACGCCAUCGACAGUGUCUAGCAAAAUAAAAGUGCCAGUCCCUCAGCCCAUAGUGAAGAAAGAGAAGCGGCAAAAUUCUUCCAGGUUUAAUGCCAGCAAUAACAGAGAACUUCAAAAACUACCAUCUUUAAAAGAUGUUCCUCCUGCUGAUCAAGAGAAGCUUUUUAUCCAGAAGUUACGUCAGUGUUGUGUCCUCUUUGACUUUGUUUCCGAUCCACUAAGUGACCUAAAGUGGAAGGAAGUAAAACGAGCUGCUUUAAGUGAAAUGGUAGAAUAUAUCACCCAUAAUCGGAAUGUGAUCACAGAGCCUAUUUACCCAGAAGUAGUCCAUAUGUUUGCAGUUAACAUGUUUCGAACAUUACCACCUUCCUCCAAUCCUACGGGAGCAGAAUUUGACCCCGAGGAAGACGAGCCCACGUUAGAAGCAGCCUGGCCUCAUCUACAGCUUGUUUAUGAAUUUUUCUUAAGAUUUUUAGAGUCUCCAGAUUUCCAACCUAAUAUAGCGAAGAAAUAUAUUGAUCAGAAGUUUGUAUUGCAGCUUUUAGAGCUCUUUGACAGUGAAGAUCCUCGAGAGAGAGAUUUUCUUAAAACUACCCUUCACAGAAUCUAUGGAAAAUUCUUAGGCUUAAGAGCUUACAUCAGAAAACAGAUAAAUAAUAUAUUUUAUAGGUUUAUUUAUGAAACAGAGCAUCACAACGGCAUAGCAGAAUUACUGGAAAUCCUGGGGAGUAUAAUUAAUGGAUUUGCCUUACCACUAAAAGAAGAGCACAAGAUUUUCUUACUGAAGGUGUUGCUACCUUUGCACAAAGUGAAAUCUCUGAGUGUCUACCAUCCACAGCUGGCGUACUGUGUAGUCCAGUUUUUAGAAAAGGACAGCACCCUCACUGAGCCAGUGGUGAUGGCGCUUCUCAAAUACUGGCCAAAGACUCACAGUCCAAAAGAAGUCAUGUUCUUAAAUGAAUUAGAAGAGAUCUUAGACGUGAUUGAACCGUCGGAAUUUGUGAAGAUCAUGGAGCCGCUCUUCCGGCAGCUGGCCAAAUGUGUGUCCAGCCCACACUUCCAGGUGGCGGAGCGAGCACUGUAUUACUGGAACAAUGAGUACAUCAUGAGCCUGAUCAGCGACAAUGCAGCAAAGAUCCUACCCAUCAUGUUUCCUUCCUUGUACCGCAACUCCAAGACCCACUGGAACAAGACAAUACACGGCUUGAUCUACAACGCGCUGAAGCUCUUCAUGGAGAUGAACCAGAAACUGUUUGACGACUGCACCCAGCAGUUUAAAGCAGAGAAACUGAAAGAGAAGCUAAAAAUGAAAGAACGAGAAGAAGCGUGGGUUAAAAUAGAAAAUCUAGCCAAAGCAAACCCCCAGUACGCAGUGCAUAGUCAGGUGAGCGCCGUGGCCAUUCCGGUUGCAGUGGAGACGGAUGGGCCUCUACUUGAAGAUGUGCAGACGCUGAGAAAGGCCCGGAACGAAGAGGCUCGCCAGGCACAGAAAGAUCUGAAGAAGGACCGGCCUGUCGUGCGCCGCAAGUCCGAGCUGCCUCAGGACCUCCACACCAAGAACGCCUUGGAGGCUCACUGCCGAGCUGAUGAGCUGGUCUCCCAGGACGGGCGCUAGCCCCCUCCCCGACCCCACCUCGGAGGACCGCGUCGGGCUGGGGAUGCCUGUUCUUUCCUGGAUUCUGUAGAAAAUACAUCCUUUUUGUGCCAUACAAAUCAGUUACACUCAGAGUCAGAGCUUUCUUCAACCCCGUCCUGUAGGCAAUAAUGCACGUCUGCCUCAGCGCGAGAUUAGGAGUUCAAACAAUGGUGGCCUCUCAGAUGGGUUGGCAGAGCCGAGGGCCACUGGCCACGUCCCCAGCCGGUGGGCUCAGCCCCGGCACAGCCCCCGUAAGACUACUUCCCAAAAUCAGAGCUAAGGAGAGCACCCUGGUCAUCAUCUUCAUGUCCUGCCCAACCGGAAUUCGUGAUCAUUUAAAAAUAAGUGGUUCUAUGAUACUGUCAAUGUUCUUCAAAUCAAAGGAACACUUUCAAAAAAGUUUAUUACAUAUUUUUGAAGACUUUACAAACCUUUUCCAUUGUUUCUCCGUGAUUGUUAUGCCAGUAGCUUCCCUCUCUCUCUCUCUCUCUCUCUCUCUC
Messenger RNA from Callorhinus ursinus (northern fur seal), 2327 nucleotides. RefSeq names its product protein phosphatase 2 regulatory subunit B'gamma (gene PPP2R5C). NCBI's taxonomy places the organism in Eukaryota, Metazoa, Chordata, Mammalia, Carnivora, Otariidae. The record is from RefSeq and is a predicted model, not a curated record. Gene Ontology annotation, biological process: signal transduction; protein dephosphorylation. Gene Ontology annotation, molecular function: protein phosphatase activator activity. Gene Ontology annotation, cellular component: protein phosphatase type 2A complex; cytosol; nucleus.